Molecule: messenger RNA, 2948 nt
Organism: Halichondria panicea
Lineage: Eukaryota; Metazoa; Porifera; Demospongiae; Suberitida; Halichondriidae
Exons: 8
Coding region: 183-2831 (882 amino acids)
Biological process (GO): circadian behavior; modulation of chemical synaptic transmission; adult locomotory behavior
Cellular component (GO): cytoplasm
Molecular function (GO): protein binding
Source: RefSeq, a predicted model, not a curated record
GUAGAUCUAGUGCGGCCUGGGAUCGAGGCUAACAUAUCAGAGGAGGUCUGAGCUGAGGAGCAAAGCUAUAUCUUUGGACAGAGCACCCGGCCUGUCCCCUGGUGCCGGUGAGAGACAGUGAGUGACAGGCAGAGAAAGGGGAGACAGUAAUUUUUACGCGUUCCAGAUCAUCUUCACAGAGAAUGGCAAGCAAUACACAGCCUGGGCCUCACCAGUUAUCUGUGACCUUUGUGGACAAAAUGAACAGCUUGGUGCGUCUUGUGAAGAGUAUUCGUCAGAUCUCUGAUAUUCGCAACAAUCAUAGAUCUAUUUCACAACCAACUCAGGGCAGCCUUCUCGGUGAUAAGUAUACAGAAUUAUCCCAACUUUCUUUCCCAAAUGUACACCAAGAAGAUGGCGUUUUUCCUGGAAUGAACACGUUACAUUCUCAUUUCUCUGUCUUUCAAGAUGCUUUGUGCAGAUGUGUCCAGAGUGUUGCUAGUGAUCAAGAGGUGCCAGGCUUUGAUGAGUUGAUGUUUUGUAGUGGAGUUGUUCAAGGUCACGUUGAGCUACUUUUGGAGCUGAAUAGAACAUACUGGAGAACAAACAGUGAGCAAUGUAUUGGUCAAUCUAUUUCUCUCCCAGUGAGCAGUCCUUCUCAACAUGGCUUAGCAAGUGUCUCAGAUCUAUUGGUGCAAUCAAACCCCUUUGCUCAUCUUCCAUCACUUGAUUUCAUGUCUUCACAACUACCUAGAAGCCUUCAGCCAUCCUGUCAAUCUUUUUCGAACACGACUGCAAAUAGACUGUUUCAGUCACCAUCAGUGAGCUUGGAUGUUGGUCCAUUACAAACAGUGUCGCCGGUAGCAACAGAAAGUGCAUCUAUCACCCAAGGUGAUUUGCCUCUUGUAAGCGAAAUGAGUGCAACCAGACAUCAGUGCAAAUAUCGCCAAAACUCCGUAGUCGAUGAGAAAACAGGUGGUGAGCAGCCUCCGAACUUUGAGUUGCACGUGGACCUCAAAGACCAUGCUCACAACCAGGUCAUCAGUCUAUGGAGAGACCAGAAGCACGCUGAUGUCACAUUCCUAGUCGGGACUGAGAGAAAACGUGUGAAUGCUCACCGUGCCAUCCUUGCUUGUCAGUCCUGCUACUUCCAAAGCCUGCUGUUUGGAGAGAUGUUGGAGGCUGACAGUGAUGAGAUAGCUCUUCUUGAUAUCUCUCAACCACGGCUGUUUGUCUCUCUCGUUGAAUAUGUCUACACUGGGGAGCUGCACAUCUUGAAACAGGACGUCCUUGAUGUCCUUGCAUUAGCUGACAGGUUUGGUUUCACCACUCUCAAAGAUUAUCUGGGGCACAAUUUGGCCUCUAUGGUAACACUGGACAACGUUCUCACGUUCCUUGCUUACGCUGACCUCUAUCAAGUAAAGCAUCUCUUGGAUACGUGUCUGUGUCUUAUUGACAAGAAAGCAGAAGAUAUCCUCAAUUGUGAUGAUUUAUCCACACUCACAUCGUCCAGUUUGCAGCUAAUAAUAUCGAGGGAUACUUUCCUUGUGCCUGAAAUGAGAAUCUAUGAGGCUUUUCUGCGUUGGAGAGAGCACAACUCUCUGAACAAAGAAGAUUGCGAACAUGCUCUGGACUGUGUCAGACUGAGUGAAAUACCAGCAAAAGAGCUUUUCACAACCAUCGAGCCAGCAAAAAUAUUCGAUCAGUCUGAAAUUACAACUGCCUUACGGAUUCAAAUCAAGCCUGAGUUUCAGAACCGGAGGCCUAGAGGGAGGAAAGAGAUUGGAAGAAACCUAUUCGAAUUAGCAAGGUUUGCAAGCUCUGGAAGUGUUGAGUAUUCACGAAAGAUCGGCCCUCCUAGGAUCAUCGAUGGAAUUGUUGAGAUGGAUGCUCCACAGUGUAUGUUAGACCCACAAGAGGAGGGCAGCUCUCCACCAGCCUUGUUUGGCAGUGGUCUGUUUACACCACCUUCACUUUCUCAGCCGUUAGGAUCAGCUCGAUCACGUAAUUUGGGAUCAUUUGUCCAAAGGCGAUCAAACCUCCCCUUUUCUAACACACCUAAAGUCACCUCUCCCCCUUCAAAAAUGGUUGAAUUCAGUGAUGUUCACUUAGUCAAUACUAUCAGAAUAUCGGCGUUUCCUGAGAAACAAUCCAACAGCUUACCAGUGACUCUUGGUCCAGCGGAUAAUCCAUUGAUCCAGUGGCGAUUUAAUUACAAGAUUCGGAUAUCUAAGGACAGGGAGACUUGGGAGACUCUGUUUGAUUUUACCGGCCUGGAUUGCUACUUCAAUCAAACACUUCGCUUCCCUACUCAGGCAAUCAAGUAUAUUGAUUUUAUGCUGGUUUCAUGUGACAAGCGUUUGAGGUUCAAGUUUAUCAGCUGCUCUCUUGAGGACGCUGCCAAGCCGUUCGAUUUCCUUCAAGGAGGGGUUGUUGGUCCUCUAGCUUUGAGGCCACUUCAGUAUUUCCAAGCUUCUGAGCUGCCUCCUGGUCACCCACAAAGCCCCAAUGUGGUCGUUAUGGCAAUGGUUCUAGACACACCUGUAUCAAUUACACAUUUAAGGCUCAUGAUUCAGGGCAUGCCAGGAGAUUUUGUCGGUGGAGAUGUGCAGGUGUCUACCAGCUUGAAGUGGGAGUACUCUAGCUUCGAGACAGCUGGAGUGGUUCUAAGCACCAGCCUGGGGCAUGAAGUAUGUGUGGAUUUUGAACAACAAACUGUCUCGUACAUUCUGGUACAUAUCACCAAUGUCAAGAGAAGACCAUCACAACUAGGGUCUGAUUCUUCCUCGGUGCCAACUAGCCUGUACUCUGUUAGUGCCAUUCAGUGCCAAUUAUUACAAGUAGAUCUAUAACUCGUAGAUUUAUUAAUUAGCAUGAUGUACAUAACGUACGUACUUAAUUUUGAGAGUUUCCUACAUGCACAUGUACAUGCACCUUUAAUUUUUUGAAGAGGAUUUGUUUAAUAGUUA